This is a messenger RNA of Photinus pyralis (common eastern firefly), 2575 nucleotides long. RefSeq names its product delta-1-pyrroline-5-carboxylate synthase. Gene Ontology annotation, cellular component: cytoplasm; mitochondrion. Lineage: Eukaryota; Metazoa; Arthropoda; Insecta; Coleoptera; Lampyridae. The transcript is spliced from 7 exons. Gene Ontology annotation, molecular function: ATP binding; glutamate-5-semialdehyde dehydrogenase (NADP+) activity; glutamate 5-kinase activity. The record is from RefSeq and is a predicted model, not a curated record. Bases 86 to 2485 code for a protein of 799 amino acids.
ACAUAAUCGUCAUGAUUAUUGUUAUCUAAAGACAGUUUGUAAACGUUUCUUUUGUCAGUCAUCGGACAAUCGUUCGCAUUUGAACAUGUUUCGUUACAAAAUUUUCGACAGUGGACGUUUGCUUGUGUAUAAUAAAAUAGAAAAGUGUAGGCAUUCAGGGCGCAUAUUUACUCUAUCCGGAUAUUAUAAAAGAUGUACCUCCACUUCUGCAAGACUGUGGAGACCUGUAUUAACUCAAGCGAAUUACGAUUCAAAGCGAAAUAAUCAAAUUGUUAAUGAGAAGAAGCAGUCUACCUUCACCGAAAGGAGCCAUCUAAAAUAUGCAAGAAGAUUGGUAAUUAAAUUAGGCACUGCAGUACUUACAAGGGAAGAUGAAGCUGGGAUUGCCCUGGGACGCCUAGCAUCUAUUGUUGAGCAGGUGGCUGAAUGUCAAAACUCUGGACGAGAAUGUCUUAUGGUCACAAGCGGUGCUGUUGCUUUCGGGAAACAAAAGCUAACUCAAGAACUCCUUAUGUCUUUGUCGAUGAGAGAAACGUUGUCACCCAAAGAUCAUACAAGAGAAGAAGCUCACACACUUCUUGAACCAAGAGCAGCCGCUGCCGUAGGUCAAUCUGGAUUAAUGUCUCUGUACGAUGCCAUGUUUGCGCAAUACGGUGUCAAAAUUGCACAAGUUUUGGUAACCAAACAUGACUUUUAUAACGACUCGACUCGGACAAACUUGUACAGUACAUUAUCCGAAUUGAUUAGUUUAAAUAUCGUGCCAAUUAUCAACACCAACGACGCUGUGGAACCACCACCCCAAUCCGAUGAACCGGUUGAUGGAAAAGGCGCAAAGCGUGGUUUGCGAAUUAAAGAUAAUGAUAGUUUAGCUGCUAUGCUGGCAGCUGAGAUAAAUGCGGAUUUGUUAAUUCUUAUGUCAGAUGUAGAUGGUAUAUACACAAAGCCACCUUGGGAGGAAGGUGCGCGGUUUAUACAUACUUUUACUUCUGAUCUUCGAAACACAAUCGUUUAUGGAACUAAAUCUAAGGUAGGAACUGGAGGUAUGGAUUCUAAAGUCAACGCGGCUACUUGGGCCAUCGAUCGCGGCGUAACCGUAGUUAUAUGUAAUGGCAUGUUGGAGAAAGGUAUAGAAACAAUUUUAUCAGGACGGAAAGUAGGUACCUUUUUUACCGACUCGAGUUUGUCAGGAGCACCAUCCGUAGACGUUAUGGCUGAAAAUGCACGCAAUGGAGGACGAAAACUGCAAACUCUUACGCCGGAUAGCAGGGCAGCGUGCGUACAGAUGUUAGCGGACCUUUUGAUUUCUAGACAAAAGGAAAUAUUAGAAGCUAAUCAAUUGGACAUGGUAGAAGCCGAGAAAACAGGUCUUUCAAGUGCUUUGCUUAGCAGGCUGUCGUUAACUCCUGCAAAACUAAAAGACCUAGCAAUUGGACUGAAGCAAAUUGCGGAUUCCAGCAGCAACAUAGUAGGACGGGUAUUGCGAAGAACAAAAUUAUCCGACGGAUUACUCCUUAAGCAAAUCACAGUUCCGAUUGGAGUUCUACUGGUAAUAUUUGAAUCACGACCCGACACACUACCACAGGUUGUUUCGCUUGCAAUUGCGUCGGGUAAUGGUUUGCUACUGAAAGGAGGAAAAGAAGCAUGGCACAGCAACAGAGCACUGAUGAACCUUGUUCGGGAAGCUCUUCGAUUAGUGGACGCAGAAAACGCAAUAUCUUUGGUUUCUACAAGGGAAGAGGUUAGUGAUCUGCUCACUAUGGAAAAUUACAUAGAUCUUAUUAUACCUCGUGGAUCUAGUGAAUUGGUUCGCACUAUAAUGUCUCAAAGUCAAAACAUUCCGGUUUUGGGACAUGCAGAUGGUAUUUGCCAUGUAUACGUUGAUAAAGAUGCAGACUUGCAAAAAUCUCUCAAGGUAAUACGAGAUUCAAAAUGCAACUAUCCUGCGGCUUGCAAUGCGUUGGAAACCCUGUUAAUACACGAGGACCUUAUGAAAACGCCGUUCUUCAAUGACGUUUGUAAUAUGUUAAAGAAAGAAAGUGUAAAAAUAUAUUCGGGCCCACAACUAUCGCAGUUGCUAACAUUCGGUCCGCCACAAGCCAAAACAUUGAAACACGAAUAUGGCUGCUUGGAGUGUUGUAUAGAAGUAGUUAAGAAUUUAGACGAGGCUAUACAUCAUAUACAUACGUAUGGAAGUUCGCACACAGACGUGAUUUUAACUGAAAACGAGGAAACGGCGGACAGCUUUUUAAAAAAAGUUGAUAGUGCUUGCGUUUUUCACAAUGUAAGUUCAAGAUUUUCGGACGGGUAUAGAUUUGGCUUAGGUGCAGAAGUGGGUAUCAGUACCUCAAGGAUACACGCUCGUGGUCCUGUGGGCGUCGAAGGUCUGUUGACUACGAAGUGGGUUCUUACAGGAGAUGGCCAUGCCGUAGCCGAUUUUGCAGAAGGUGGGGGAUGUAAAUGGCUACACGAACAACUGCCUGUUUAGGAUAUAAUAAAGAACUUAACAUUGUACAUAAUUUUUACAGAAAGGCGGCAUUAAGUACCGUACAAUAAAGCUAUGACGAAUUUUGUGAUA